AAACAAACAAACAAACAAAAAAAAAAACUGGAAAUUAAGCCGAAGAACCUUACUCAGUCAAAAUGGAACGGUUUGUAGUAACAGCCCCACCUGCCCGAAAUCGUUCUAAGACUACUUUGUAUGUGACCCCUCUGGAUCGAGUCACUGAAUUUGGAGGUGAGCUUCAUGAAGAUGGAGGGAAACUCUUCUGCACUUCUUGCAAUGUGGUUCUGAAUCAUGUUCGCAAGUCUGCCAUCCGUGACCACCUUAAGUCAAAGACUCACACCAAGAGGAAGGCAGAAUUUGAAGAGCAAAAUGUGAGAAAGAAGCAGAGGCCCCUAACUGCAUCUCUCCAGUGCAACAGUACUGCACAGACAGAGAAAGUCAGUGUCAUCCAGGACUUUGUGAAGAUGUGCCUGGAAGCCAACAUCCCCCUGGAGAAGGCUGAUCAGCCAGCAGUCCAAGCAUUCCUGUCUCGACAUGUGAAGAACGGAGGAUCCAUACCUAAGUCAGACCAGCUGAGGAGAGCCUAUCUGCCUGAUGGAUAUGAGAAUGAAAAUCAACUCCUCAACUCACAAGAUUGUUGACAAGGCAGUUCUGACCAUUGUGAUCAAGAUAAAUAAUGUGGAGUAUUAAAGUUAAUGUGUUGAUUGUGUGGUUCAUUUUUAUAUUUAUUUCAUUAAAAUCAUGUGAUACAGAAUAGUUUUGCAAUGUGUAUAUAGUUGCAGGCAAAAGAAAAAAAAAACCUCACUGCAAAACGUAUUGCUAAUUUUAGUCACCGA
Molecule: messenger RNA, 761 nt
Organism: Peromyscus leucopus (white-footed mouse)
Lineage: Eukaryota; Metazoa; Chordata; Mammalia; Rodentia; Cricetidae
Product: CGG triplet repeat-binding protein 1-like
Exons: 1
Coding region: 63-566 (167 amino acids)
Biological process (GO): regulation of transcription by RNA polymerase II
Cellular component (GO): nucleus
Molecular function (GO): double-stranded DNA binding; zinc ion binding
Source: RefSeq, a predicted model, not a curated record